AUGCGCUUAGCCCAAAUCUCUCUCUCCUCCCGUGAUCCUUCAGCGUUACUGCAAGUGGAAGACCGCAAGUUCGACAUUGUGGCGCUGCAGGACGUGUGUUGGAAGGGGUCUACGGUGCGGAUCUUUCGCGGGAACCACACCAUCUACCAGAGCUGCGGCAAUACACACGAACUCGGAACAGCUUUUAUGGUGGUGGGGCAGAUGCAAAAGCGUGUGAUCGGAUGGUGGCCGGUCAGCGACAGAAUGUGCAGGUUGAGGAUCAAGGGCCGGUUCUUCAACAUCAACAUAAUUAACGUGCAUAGUCCCCACCUCGGAAGUAGCGAUGACGACAAGGACGAAUUUUACACGCAGCUGGAGCGUGAAUACGAUCGCUGCCCAAGACACGAUUUCAAGAUCGUCAUCGGCGACCUUAAUGCUCGGACCUGGAGAUCACUGCAACAAACAGAGACGCAAAUUGAUCAUGUUCUGAUUGAUGGGCGGCACUUCUCGGACGUUAUCGACGUAAGGACCUAUCGGGGCGCUAUCAUCGACUCGGACCGCUAUCUGGUGAUGGUUAAACUGCGUCAAAAACUAUCCGUAGUGCACAGUGUAAGAUACCGGCGCCCGCCGCGGUAUAACCUGGACCGACUGAGGGAAACCAACGUCGCGACAACGUACGCGCAGCAUCUUGAAGCAGCGCUGCCACCGGAGGAGGAGCUCAUCUAUCUCCCUUUGAGGACUGCUGGACCAGGACUAAAGCAGCCAUAA
Messenger RNA from Topomyia yanbarensis, 747 nucleotides. RefSeq lists its product as uncharacterized. The coding region runs from base 1 to 747 and encodes 248 amino acids. The transcript has 3 exons. The record is from RefSeq and is a predicted model, not a curated record. Lineage: Eukaryota; Metazoa; Arthropoda; Insecta; Diptera; Culicidae.